AUGUGGGUGAUCUUAAACUUCACAAAUUUGCCACCUUUAUUCGGCCACUCGACGUCGUUCUGCUACACAUUUUCUGGUCCACAUCCACUGAAGCGAACUUAUCACAAUUGUGGUGGCUGUUUCUCAAAGUUGUGUCUUAUCAAGAGGAUGAGAAUCACGCGAACUCGUUGUCUGCCGUCUGCUCAUCCGCCACAUCUCCAUGGUCCAUUUUACCCGGUCUGGACAGAAGUAGCCGAGCGAAGGGGUACAGAAAAUUGGGGUGCAGGACAAGUCAAGUGUAAAAUGUUCAAGUGUUCACUCAUUUUUCGUGAUGAUAAAAGAGGCCUAACUUGUGCCGCUGGCGAAGGAAAGAAGAGUGGGAUGGGAAAUGGCCAACACGACUGCCCGUCACUUCACACACCACUAAGCGGUGUUCCGAUAAUGCACAUCACUACUCCAAGUCGAAAAACUAAUCUGAACAGUCUACCCAAGCGUUUCAAAGACAUCUUCCUUUUUCUCUUGGCCUUAACGAGCCUGGCUAUAGAUCGAGUUAAAGCUAGAUCUUGUCAAAAAGUAAAGUGA
This is a messenger RNA of Protopolystoma xenopodis, 561 nucleotides long. NCBI's taxonomy places the organism in Eukaryota, Metazoa, Platyhelminthes, Monogenea, Polystomatidea, Polystomatidae. The record is from the annotation of a GenBank genome assembly.